AUGAAACCUAUUCCGGAUGAACUUAAAAACAAGCUGUGGGCUUGCCGUCGAAAUAUCAAUCCUGAUGAAGAUGUUCCAGAUGAUUUAUUGAAGAUGAUGACUUUAUAUGUAGAUCGAAUUAAUGAUUAUUUGAAACGUUUUGAUUUACCGGAAGUUAAUAAUCAAUCUGAAACGAAUAAUGAUAUUGUUCAACAAAUGGAACAGUUAUCUUUGGAUACUUCAAUCACGAAAAUAAAAGUUGAUCAAUUACCGACGUUUGAUGGCAAAUUUUCAAAUUGGAAGGCUUACAAAGGUAUGAUUGAAAAUUUGCUAAUAAAUAAUAUUGCAUUGAAUGAAGAAUUAAAGAAAUCGAUGUUAUUGAAAACAAUGACAAAUGAACCGGCCCGUAUUGUUAGUAUUUUGAUUGGUCAACAAAUGUCAUUGCCGGAUAUUUGGAAUAAAGUAUGUGAAAAAUUCGAUGAUCAUCAAAAAGCGAUUUUAGAAAUUAAAAAUGAAUUGAAUUUAAUUCCCCGAAUUGAUAAUGAAAAUCAAACAUUGAACUUGAAGAAAGCGAAAGACAUCGUUGAAAGUGCUGAUUUAGCGGUGAAGGGUUUGGAUCUGGAUACAUCGUUUUAUACGGCGAAUUUAGUCCAAGCUGUGGCAAAUAAAUUUUACUAUCGUGCGAAACGUAAAAUGUUGGUUAAAGUUAAAAAGUUUGAAGAUUUAGUAAAAUUUAUCGAUGAAUUGUACGAAGAUGCUGUCCGAUAUGAUUAUAACAAAGUGGAAUUAAAUGAUUCGUCUAGUAGAAGAAAAGAAGAUUUUUCUCGUAAUGCUUCGUCAGCUGCUAUUGACACCAAAUUUUGCAAUAUAUGUGGCAAUAGUCAUCAGAGCACGUUUUCUUGUUUUGAUAAUAAAGAUCCGAAAUUUAUUGCUGAUGUUAUUCGUUUAAAAGGUUUAUGUUUAAAGUGUCUUCGACGUGGACAUCGUAGUAAGGAUUGUUCUGUAUUCUUGGAAAAUAAAUGCAAAAAGUGUGAUUAUUAUCACGCGACCGAAAUGCAUGAUGUAUUGAAUGAAUUGUAUCAUACAAAACCAAAAGAAAUUGCUAGAAACGAUAUUCCACCAUCAUCGGAAUCAUCAUCGUCGUCAUCGAUUUCUGGAUCUGUAGCAGCUUUAUCAUUUUUUCAACCAAAAAUGAAUGUUUUUGAUAUCAAUAGAAUUGGUAAAUUCGAAAAUCGUCCAACAAUUUAUGGAAAAUGUAAUGGAAAAGAAAGUGUUAUAUUGUUGGACAGUGGAUCUAAUAUUUCGUUGAUUGAUGAAGAUUUAAUAUUAGAAGAUAUUCAAGGUAAUGAUAAAAAAUGUUCGAUUGUGACUUACUCUCCUUUGGGGGGGAUGAAAACAGCACAUAAAAAAAUUGCAUUGAAAAUCAAAAGUCACCGUUUGGAGAUUAUUGUUGAUUUAUUUCCGGUGAAAAUGAAUGACAAAAAUUUAAUCAUUAUUGGUACUGAUAAUUUGUCAUAUUUUUAUGAAAGUCAACCUGAAUUUCUUGAAAUUCCUUCGAUUUUUGGCAAGAUCCGCUAUAAAGUAGGAAGAGAUAUUCCGAAUGUUUGUAGCGCUAUUAAAAAUUCAAUCUCGAAUGGUGGUCAUGAUGAUGUUGAAGAUUUGGAGCCAUUGGAAAUGGAACCAUCAUCAUUAUCAAAUGAAAAUUUAAGAAAAUUGGAACAAGAUAAUGAUUUGAAUUUAGACAUUGAUGAUGAUGUUAAUGAUGAUAUUCAGAUUGUACGAAAAGAAGAUGGACGUUUUGAAGCAAGAUUGCCUUUUUUAUCGGAUUUGCGUCCAAAAUGUAAUUUUUAUAGCGCCUUAUCUGUUCUGGAUAAAUUGUUAAAACGUUUGAAUUCAAUGGGCAUGAAAAAAGAAUACGAAAAUCAGUUGAUGUCGUACGUGAACAAUAAUCAGGCAGAAGAGAAUGAUGAGGCUACUGGUUAUUUUCUACCUCAUCAUGCAGUUUUUCGUGAAUCAUCUUCGACUCCAAUCCGCGUAGUGUUCAAUGGAUCUUUUGGAUUGGAAGCUCUGAAUAAAUUACUUUGGAAAGGUGUUGCCCAUGGAUUAGAUAUUUUUGAUCAUAUGAUUCGUUUUCGUAAAGGAAAAUUUGCUUUCACUGCCGAUUUGUCCAAGGCUUUUUUGCAGAUUUUGAUUCAUACAGAAGAUAGAAAAUUUUUGAAGUUUUUAUGGAAGAACGAUAAAAAUGAAUUGAAAAUGUAUCAAAUGAAGGUAUUACCCUUCGGACUGGUUUCUUCUCCAGCUAUUUUAACAAGUGUAACCAAAAAAUUAUUGUGUGACCAAAAUUUGAAUCAAAUUGCCGAUGCCAUCUACAUGGAUGAUAUCAUUUGGGCAAUGGAUUCUGAAUCUGAUUUAUGUUUAUUGAUCAACAACUUAAAGAAUUGCUUUCAAAACGCAGGUUUUGUCAUGCACAAGAUUUGUUCGAAUAGUAAAUUGAUUUCUUCCAAUAUUGAAAAUGAUUCGAAUAAUGUAGGUGAUAAAAAAGUGUUAGGUAUUGUAUGGAACACUAACACCGAUGAAUUAUCAAAUGUUUUCCCAGUCAUUUCUCAAAUUAUUACAAAACGUGAUUUAUUAUCAAUGAUUGGACGUUUUUUCGAUCCGUACGGAUACUUAGAUCCAUGGAAAUUGAAAUUAAGAUCUUGGUAUCGGGAAGUUUUGUCCAAAGAUUGGGAUGAUCGAUUGCCUGAACAUAUCAUUAAUGGAACGUUGUCUCAUUUAGAUUGCAUGGAAGAAUUAAAGAAAUUAAAAAUGAUUCGUAAUCUCGACAAUGAUGGUGAUAUUCAUGGUUUUGCUGACGCAUCUACUUUAGCGUACGGUUAUUCAAUAUACGUUAAAAAAGAUGAUAAAUUUUAUUUUUUGUUGGGUAAAGCUAAAUUAGCCCCUCCUAAAGAUUUAACGAUCGUUGAAUUAGAAUUGAAAGCCAUUCAUGAAUUGAAUUCAAAUUUAUUCAAAACUUAUCGUAUAUCGUCAUUAAAUUCAAAGGAUUUUGAAUUUGCUGAUCAAGUUGAAGAUUUUGAAAACAAGUGA
Molecule: messenger RNA, 3063 nt
Organism: Dermatophagoides pteronyssinus (European house dust mite)
Lineage: Eukaryota; Metazoa; Arthropoda; Arachnida; Sarcoptiformes; Pyroglyphidae
Source: RefSeq, a predicted model, not a curated record